AUGACGUUGACGAGAUUUCUAAUACCUACACCUAUUCAUUUCAGGUCGACUUAUUAUGAUCGUGAUCUCGUCUACAUAAUCUUGUUUCCUGCUUCUGAUACUGAAUUUAAACGGUGCAGCCCUAUAUCAGGAACCGCGAUCCUCUUACCUAAACUCUUACCGAUCCGUACACGGGAGUCGUAUGCAAGGGUGAUAGAAGAAUCAUUCAAGCUUUCUUAUGAUGGACUCACCCAUGUAGAAAUAUUCUUCAGUCAGCUUGAUACAUGUUUGUCUCACCUGGCCUCAUCUCGCAAUGCAUUACAUAUCGAAUGUAACCUGAAAUACAUGAAAACGAUCCCUAGUUCCAAUACUUGUGCUGCUGGUACUUUAUCGCAAUUAAAUUCGUUUGGAACUGGAAUAACCGAGUGCAGUCUUUCACGUGACUUCGAACGGAUUCGUAUCGAUGAACAACCCAGCGAUAUGACUAAUAUCUCAGUCAAAGGUAAAAAUUAUCCGGUACAUAAAGACAUCUUAGCUGAUCGCAGCUCAGUUUUCGACGCCAUGUUCAAAAGUGAUACGCAGGAAAGCCGAGAAAAUCACAUCAUCAUUACGGACAUCGAGCAAAAUAUUUUUGAAGAAAUGCUACGAUACAUUUAUACGGGAAAGACUGAAAAUUUAAACGGAUUAGCCUACGAAUUACUCCCGGUUGCGGAUAAAUACGAUCUUAGAGAUUUGAAGACGAUGUGCGAACAAGCUCUGUCCCAGAUAUUAUCAGCAGAAAAUGCAGCCGCGAUUUUAAUACUCGCAGAUAUGCAUAGUGCUAAAAAAUUAAAGUCCUAUACCAUCCAAUUCAUCAAGCAAUCGUAUGCCAGCAACGGCUACGAAGAUUUCAAGAAUACAGAAUUUUUCAAGUUUUUUUCUACGCAUCGUCCUGACUUGAUGAGCGAAAUGAUGGCUGCGUUUUUUGAAUAA
Molecule: messenger RNA, 951 nt
Organism: Planococcus citri (citrus mealybug)
Lineage: Eukaryota; Metazoa; Arthropoda; Insecta; Hemiptera; Pseudococcidae
Product: speckle-type POZ protein-like
Exons: 1
Coding region: 1-951 (316 amino acids)
Biological process (GO): regulation of proteolysis; proteasome-mediated ubiquitin-dependent protein catabolic process
Cellular component (GO): cytoplasm
Molecular function (GO): ubiquitin protein ligase binding
Source: RefSeq, a predicted model, not a curated record